Eruca vesicaria subsp. sativa (arugula) is the source of this 2813-nucleotide messenger RNA. The record is from the annotation of a GenBank genome assembly. Lineage: Eukaryota; Viridiplantae; Streptophyta; Magnoliopsida; Brassicales; Brassicaceae.
UUCUGACAGAGAUAAGAUUGUUCUGACUUUUGUAAUGUCUGAAUUGUAGUGUGUCUUGGUUCUUGUAUGAAGAGAAACACUCAUUAAAUUAAAUGGUCUGCGAGAUGGAAACUGAUGAUCAUCAAAACGAAGAGAUGGACGUCGAAGUCUUAUCUUCCAUGUGGCCCGAAGACGUCGGAACCGAAGCAGACAACAACCAGUUCAACGUCGGCGAUUCCGACACGUUAAAAGAAGUCGACAUCGCUGAGAAACGCACCAUGGCCGAUCUAAAACGCUUACCAGAACUCAUGAACACGACCGACCAAGGCUCCUCUCAGCUAACCAACCUAGUGAAACAAUGGGAGUAUAUGCAAGACCACGCGGUUAGACUAUUACGAGAAGAGCUCAAGAUUCUCACUAGACAAAGAGAAGAAGCCGAAGCCAAAGAGCUUAAGAUUAUAGAAGAGCAUAACUUCGAGACUGAAGAGCCUGAGAAUGUACCUGUUCUGGAUGAGACGAGUGAUCUUUUCCGCAGGUUUAAGGAGAAGAAGAGGGAUAAGUUGGUUGGUAGGAAGAGGAUUGAGAUCGAUGAGGAGUUUGAUACGGUUGCGUAUUGGAAACAGAAGGCUUUGAGUUUGGAGAAGAUGCUUGAAGCGAGUACUGAGAGAGAGAGGAGAUUGAUUGAGAAGCUUAAUGAGAGUUUAAAGACUAUGGAGAGUCACUCAGCACCUGUUGAAGAGUUGACUCAGAAUCUUAAAAGAGCUGAAGGGUUCUUGCAUUUUAUACUUCAGAAUGCUCCUAUUGUUAUGGGACAUCAAGAUAAAGAUCUACGCUACUUGUUUAUCUACAACAAGUUUCCUACUCUACGAGAACAUGACAUAUUGGGGAAAACAGAUGUUGAGAUAUUCCAUGGAGGUGGAGUUAAAGAAUCUGAAGAUUUCAAGAGAGAGGUUCUUGAAAAAGGAAAAGCUUCAAAGAGAGAGAUCACAUUCGAGACAGACUUGUUUGGUUCAAAGACUUUUUUGAUAUACGUUGAGCCUGUUUACAACAAAGCUGGUGAGAAGAUCGGUAUCAACUACAUGGGAAUGGAAGUAACUGAUCAGGUGAUAAAGAGAGAAAAAAUGGCUAAACUUAGAGAAGACAACGCAGUGAGGAAAGCUAUGGAGUCAGAACUGAACAAGACUAUUCACAUUACAGAGGAGACAAUGAGAGCUAAGCAGAUGUUGGCGACAAUGUCACAUGAGAUAAGAUCACCAUUGUCAGGAGUAGUGGGAAUGGCUGAGAUACUUUCUACCACAAAGCUGGAUAAAGAGCAAAGACAGUUGUUGAAUGUCAUGAUCUCUUCUGGUGAUUUAGUGCUUCAGUUGAUUAAUGACAUUCUUGAUCUCUCCAAGGUUGAAUCAGGUGUGAUGAAAUUAGAAGCUACAAAGUUUAGACCAAGAGAAGUGGUGAAGCACGUGCUUCAGACAGCUGCUGCAUCACUGAAGAAAGAUUUGACAUUAGAAGGGAACAUUGCAGAUGAAGUCCCUAUCUUGGUAGUUGGAGAUGUUCUAAGGAUUCGGCAGAUUCUCACUAACUUGAUCAGCAAUGCUAUCAAGUUUACACAUCAAGGAAAGGUUGGGAUCAAACUCAAAGUGAUACCCGAACCAGCCUUUGCUAGUGAUAACGCACUGAAAGCAGACGCUGAAGAACAGAACGGUUUGGAUGAGACUUCGGUUUGGAUUUGCUGUGAUGUUUAUGACACUGGAAUUGGAAUACCAGAAAACGCUCUUCCUUGUUUGUUCAAGAAGUACAUGCAAGCAAGCGCUGAUCAUGCUCGAAAAUACGGUGGAACUGGUCUCGGUCUUGCCAUUUGUAAACAGCUGGUUGAGCUAAUGGGAGGUCAACUUACUGUGACAAGCCAGGUCAACGUAGGUUCAACGUUCACGUUCAUACUACCCUACAAAGUUGCAACAUCAAAUGACCAUUCAGAUGAUCAAGAAGAGUUCUCCGAUAUGGUGGAUCAUCAACCCGAACCAGACGACUCAACAGAAGGAUACUUCCAGUUUAAACCGCUUCUAGGAUCUAUUUAUUCUAACGGCGGACCGAUUAUUGGCAAUAACUUCUUACCUCAUAAAGUUAUGCUCACCAGUCCAGUUAAGCUCAUCAACGGACAAAGCGAGACUGUUCAGGUUGAAAACGGUGGUUAUAUGGAUGAGACAAGACAUGAAACCCGUUCUGGUCACUGUCCUGAAUCAGCUCAACAAUAUGAGAAUGGGAAUGAUCGAUAUCCCUCUAAGGAAAGCGAGUCUUGUAGCAGCUCACAAGCUAGCUCAGAAAUGGAGUCAGAGCUUACAGUUUCAUCUCCUAGGGAAGAGGCAAAAAACGAGACAGAGGUUAAAGAGACAUCAAAGCAGCCAAAGAUUUUGCUUGUGGAAGAUAAUAAAAUCAACAUCAUGGUUGCAAAGUCAAUGAUGAAACAGUUAGGAUAUACCUUUGAUAUCGCUAAUAAUGGAGUUGAAGCCAUAACUGCGAUUAACGGCUCUAGCUACGACUUGGUACUCAUGGACGUGUGCAUGCCAGUUCUGGAUGGUUUGAAAGCUACAAGACUGAUCCGUUCAUACGAAGAAUCUGGAACUUGGGAUGCUGCGGUAGAAGCCGGAGUCGAUAUAAAAACAUUGGAGGAUAAGCAAACCUGUGUGCGUUCCACAAAUCGGCUGCCUAUAAUAGCGAUGACGGCAAAUACAUUAUCAGAGAGCUCAGAAGAAUGUUAUGCAAAUGGUAUGGACUCUUUUAUCUCAAAACCUGUAACGCUGCAAAAACUGAAAGAGUGUCUAAAACAGUAUUUGCAUUGA